Molecule: messenger RNA, 2338 nt
Organism: Periconia digitata
Lineage: Eukaryota; Fungi; Ascomycota; Dothideomycetes; Pleosporales; Periconiaceae
Source: the annotation of a GenBank genome assembly
UAUGUGAUUUUGCGAUUAGUUUGGGACCAUUGGAAUGGAUGCUUUGUACAUAAGUAACUAUCGUGUGUACUAGAAACACGCAAAACCUUAACAUAGAAACUGAAAUAUCCUUGUCUAGCAGUAUAUCACCCUUCAGAAGUAUAGACAGUUCACAUCUAGAACAAUUCUAGACGUACGGCAUAUAAAACGUGUUUUUGUUGCAACGAGAGGAUUUCUGUUCACGCAGUGUCGUCUGUUGUUUCACCGUUCUCACAGAUUUCCUGUUGCAAUGCAAAUUUAUGCUAUUUGCUUAAGCAAGACUCGCUCUCUCAAAAUUAAAAUGCUGAAACAUUUUUGUACAACAAUCUGAGUGUACCCGCUCACCUUAAGGACGAUGAAUACCAUGUGGGGAAAGUGGGGGCUCCUCCUACAGUACCCCAGACCUAAACUAGUUACCCCGCAUAGAGUGGCAUGUCACCUCCCAAUCCUCUCUCCCGCAACAUCGGAUAACAAGCUCCAUCACCCGCUAACUCUCCAAUUCUCAACUGCCGAACAUCCUGACAGAGCUACGCUAACCACCAAGUUCCUCCUUCGAUCGCCAGAAUCCUCAAAUCCGAAAGAACAAUAUGUAAAUCCAUUCCAUCGUCCCUCUUCUCUUUCUUCCUCUUCCACACCCACUUCUUCUUUCCCACCUCCCAUAGAAAUCUAUCGCUGCAUCAUGGCCUUGGACUCCCUCCUCAACUUCCCCCCAUAUAUAUGGCUCUGCCUGAUCCUAGCCCUCCCAACAUACACCCUUCUCUACGAUAUUUACACAUGGUCCCGCAUGCCCCCAGGCCCCCUCCCAGUCCCUUUCCUCGGAACCCUCACACUGCCCCGGACGCAACCAUGGCUGCAAUUCGAAAAAUGGAGCAAAAUCUACGGCCCCAUCUUCACAAUCUGGAUCGGACGGAAACCCACCAUUGUCAUCUCAGACCCCAUUAUAGCAGCCGAGUUGCUGGAGAAGAGAAGCAACAAGUAUUCCUCGCGCCCGCGCAUGGUCGCCAUGGGCGAGAUCCUGUGGGAUAACGCCAGCGUGCUGGUGCAGCCGUAUGGGAAAGAAUGGAGUAUCCGUAGGAAGCUGCUGCAUCAGGCGCUCACGCCCAAAUCGCUGCGGCUGUACAAACCCGUCCAGGAGGCCGAAGCGACGCGUCUGUGCAACGAACUCUUGCUAUCGCCGAUGCGCUGGGAGAAGCUGCUGGAGCGCUUCACAUCGAGCGUCGUGUUCUGUGUGGCAUAUGGCCAUCGCAUCGAUUCUCUCGACGCCGGAGUGAUUGGGCAACGGUUCAAAUUCAUGCAGUACUCGGCCUCGCUAAACGUCCCGGGGAAAUACAAAGUCGAGUCGUUCCCGAUACUAAAGUACAUCCCGGAUGCGCUGGCGCCGUGGAAAGCGGAAAUCAAAGCCCACGGCCGCGAAGAAGCAGCCGCGAAUAUGGCGCUGGUAGAUCUAGUCCGGAGCGACAUGGCGAACGCGCAAGCGAGCAAAUCCUCGAUCACAGACUCGCUGUGUAAACAGCUCCUGGAGCUGCGCGAGAAGGAAGAUAUCCCGCUUUCCGACCGCGAUUUCUCCUUCAUCCCCGCGUCGCUGUUCGGCGCGGGAUCGGAUACUACGGCGUCGACGCUGUGUUCUGCGUUUCUGGCGCUCGUCACGCAUCCUCACAUACUUGGAGUUGCUCAUGCUGAACUCGAUGCUGUCAUCCCCCUAUCCGCUUCCCGCACCCCAACAUUCGCCGACGCCCCCUCCCUCCCCUACCUAACCGCCCUAGUCAAAGAAGUCCUCCGCUGGCGGCCCGUCGCAGUCCUAGGCGGGACCCCACACGCCACGACAGCGCCAGACAUAUACAACGGGUACCACAUCCCCUCCGGCACGACCAUCCUAGGGAACUCGUGGUCCAUCAACCUCAACGAGAAAUACUACGCGAACCCGCAUGACUUCAAUCCGAGCCGCUUCCUUGGCUCUUCCGCCGAGCUAGAGAAAUCUAGAAGAGGAGGAGAGAAGGGUGAGGAGCCCGAGUUGAUGCAGCAUCCUUCGAAAGCUGGUCACUCGUCAUUCGGUUGGGGAAGGCGUAUUUGCCCCGGGGCUGAUCUUGCGUCGAAUAGUCUCUUCAUUGCUCUUGCCAAGAUGCUUUGGGCGUUUGAUAUUGAGGCGUUGGAGGGGGAGGAGUACGAUAUUUUUAGGUAUACCGAUGGGUUUAAUAUUCGGCCGCAGAGCUUUAGGUGUAAGAUCAGCGUGAGAAGUGAGGCGCAUAGGGAGGUGUUGGAGAGGGAGUUGGUGGGAGAAGGGGUUGAAGGAGUCUUGAGAAGAUUUACGGCUUUUGAGUAG